GGUGAUUCGAACGUGGCAUCUGCAUCUCGCAGUCGAGCAAGCAAUUUGGAAGUUCUGGAAAGAGCCUUAAUUUUCAUGUCCACGUUUAUUGCAAGAAAAUAAUAAAAAGAAGCUUUUAAGCAAGCUCGAAGAUGAUGGACGACGAGGAAGCUUUGAAGGAGAGCGUAUCUAACCUGAGAUCAGCAAUUCUUCUCAGACGAACAGACAUCAUUCGCAGUAUCCUUUCGACCGCCGCAGAGUGUAAGGGCAGAAAUGUUUUUGUUGUUUUGGUAGAAUUCUCUCAGGCACACCUGCUCACUUCGUCCGUUUUGGUACAGAAAGCGGCAGUUUGUUCCUUCCUUCAAAAGGGCAUACAAACAGCUGAGUGAGAGUGAAAUCUUUCUUUUCAUACAUAACAUUUAUGAACUUCACUUCAGUAGCGUUAACAACAGGUGUUACACGCUGUUAAGCCGUUAUUUUAUCAUUAAGUUUGUUUUUUAGUUAUUGGGUCCUUUCUACCUAGCACUUACAUUCUAGAUUGACAAGUUACUUUUUAUACCGGUUUCUGGGUACGUCUCGAAAACGAUUUUAAUUCACUUAACAACGUGCCUUAAUUUGAACGGUCACGCACUGUUGGGCAACAAGACUACAGACACUUUCACUGUGUAUUCAAAUUAAGUUUGAUAACUGCUCGAUCAUAGCUUCAAGUUAGAUUUGCGCCAUUGAAAUCCUAUCUUCCUUUCUGGUUUUCUUUGAUUUACUUUUUUAAAUUCAUUUGCAUGCACUAGGAUUGUGCGUAAUUCCAGCUUUAAUUUGUUUUUUUUUUGUUGUUGUUGUUUAAUAUUCACCAAGUUAAAAUAACCAAAAUUGUACCAGACUAAGAGAUAAUUUUUUAUUCACUUUCUAUGGGGCAGGGCUGGCUGAUUUUAUGGAGUGGCAUACUUUGCCGAUGCGACUUUCAUCUUGAAUUACAUAUUUGUAAAAGCCAGCCAGCUGGAGCUACCUUUUUUCUGAUGAAGGGACUGGAAGCAAGGGGCAUACAUGUGUAUGUAGUAUGUCAUCCACUGUCCUGUUGCUGGAGCAGAUUGCUGGGCUAGCUCUGGGGAGCAUGAUUACAUGGAAAACUUCCAGCCUGGCUCGCCAGGAUUGUGACAUCAUGAUACCAGAACCCUGGGCUGUCUGCUUUAUUGCAAUACAUUUACAUUGAAGUGAUAACUAUAAAGCAAAAGAAGGGGAAAAAAAUCAAUGAUUAUUUUUUCGCAUAGAGAUCUUAAAGACAAGAUCUUGGCAAAUCAAGUCAGCCAAGCUCAUGAAUGCUAUCUAGUGGUUUUAACAAUGUCACCUUUAUUCGACUUAUUGUUUUGAGCAGACAGGGAAGAAGACGGGCUCUUUGCUGAUGAUGAUGAGGAAGAGGAGGCCCAGCUUGGUGUUCCAAAGCAGUUUUAUUAUGAUGAAUAUGAUGACCCUUAUGACAUCCUGAAAAUGAUGAUGAACUAUGUUGAUAAUGAUGCAGGAACUUGUCUUCAUCUUGCUACCAAAGUAAGUUGAUAAAGACUCCAUCCAGAGCCAACAGUUUCAAAGUUACAGAGCUGCAUAUUUGCUUUGCAUAAAGCUUCCUCUUAAUUCCUUGGAUCCAGUGAAGUUAAGCAAGUAUAAUUUUCAAUAAUAGUUUUUGAUUAAAACAUUAUAAAGAUGAGUGUUCUUGCCAGGCCAUGGCCGUUUAGGGUUCCCACCUUUUGUAAAGUUAGCAGGGCUCAAAAACCUUCCCAUCUGAUCAUCUGAGACGAGUAUAAUAUGUUCUUGCCAAUCAAAGUAACUUCUAAAGUUCACUUGCCUUAUGCCUGGGUAAGGCCGUAGGCAAGUCAUCUUGUAACAGAGUCAUUAUCUAUGUCAAACAAUCUGAGUUGACCCCAGGAAAGCAAAAUGUUAGAGCUGCUUGUACAAAGGACUAGACAGAAUUCAAGUUAAAAAAAAAACCAGGAGUUGGAAAUAUUCUGCCCCCUCCCUUGAAAUUGGCAUCCUAUUACACCCUUAACGCUAUACCUUCCCAUAAUGGCCACCUUUCUACAAUGAGCUGUUAUAUGUACUUCAGUCUAUCCCAAAGGGGUGAUCUCCGAGGGAUCUCUAUCCUUAAGGGAUCCAUCCGUAAAGGGUCCAUCCACAAGGGGUCCAUCCCCAAGGGGGUCCAUCCACAAAGAAUCUAUCCCAAAGGGAUCUAUCCCCAGGGGGUCCAUCCACAAGGGGUCUAUUCCCAAGGGCUCCAUCCACAAGGAAUCUAUCCCCCAGGGGUACAUCCCCAAGGGGUCUAUCCCCAAGGGAUCUAUCCCCAAGGGGUCCAUCACCAAGGUGGCCAUUGUAGGGAAUUAGACUGUUCACAGUCCUCUAUUUUUCCGUAAGAUCAUCGAGAUCGAGAGCUUUGCGUUACGGGCUGCCAUCUUGCAUGAGUGUCAAAACUACUUAGGGGGCGGGGGUGGUUUGGGAGGAAGCGAGAAAAAUAGAGGGACUGUAAUAACACCACUACAGCUCGCGUUCAGGGGGCAUGACAGGAAUUUUAUGCCUUUUAAAAGAAACUCCUCUGGUGAUGAAAAACAUGCCAGACACAUUUAGUAUCGAUUACACAUGUUUACAAAUAUCUCCUUGAGAACCAGUGAUUUUAUAAUGUUUCUGGGCCAUUCCUUGAAAUAAAAUCGGCAAACAUGCACAAGAAAACAUUUUCCUAAUCAAAAUACCACAAAUCCUUCGUGUGUUUGCGCAAGAUGUGCCUUAUGGUAUGAAAGCGUACGUUUUAUGGAAACGUCGACUUGUCAAUGUUGGCAACUUAGAUUAAACCUGUUGUCAACGCAGAUUAACAUCUAUUGUCUAAUGACCAAUCAAACGCCUGCGUUGCUGGUACAACGCGCUCCGUGAACAGAAGCUGCAGUGAUGUUAUUACAGUCCCUCUAUUUUUCAAGAUACCUGUGACGGUAAGACGGGGUAUCUAAACGAUCUCACGAAAAUAGGUGACUGUGAACAGUCUAUAGUAAAUUUCAACUGUAAAAUAUAUAACCAAGUCAUGUGGGAUUACAUGAGGUCACAUUUUGCAGUGGUCGUUACAUUGCAUUAAUUUAUGGGAAAGAACACAUCAAGCCAUAACUUCUGAUCUUAUGUGAUGGUACUAUUUCACACACAGAAUGAUCUUUAAUCCCAUCUCAUAACACCAUAAUUAUAUAUAUUAAAUUUUUAUAAUAACAGGAUUUCACAGGACUUAACCUAAAAGUCAGAUCUGUUCACACUUAUCUGGGAGAAGAUGAACUUUCUUUAAAAAACUUGUUGUUGUGAGGCAUUUUCUGGCAAAUAGUUCAUGUGAUCUGUGAAUAUUUUAUUAUUGUGUUUGUGGAUCCGACACAUACAUGAUCUGUAGCAGGUGGUUUUUCCCCUUUUUUGUGUUUGUAAUUUGGAACCCAUACUUUAUGUAUCUUGUUAAUGAAAGUAGUGAUUGUGAAUUUCAACUGCUUUUAGGUGUUUUGUUAUUAUAAUUAUAAUGUUUUUGAAUACACAGCCACUUCACACACUUCACCGGGUCACAACAUUAACAUUCAAAUCCUGUACUGUGGUAUCAAAGCUUAAUUAAUGGAGGACACUGAAUUGACAUUUAAAGCAGGUAAAGACUGCCAAGCUUAUGAUGCUAAGUAAUAAGUAAAUUUGUUUGGUUUACUAUAGCUUGGUUAUGCAGAUGCUGUAAGGGCAUUGUUGGCUGCUGGAUCAGAUCCCACCAUUGUAAACAAUGAAGGAGCUACAUCAUUUGACUACUGCACAGACAAAGCUAUCAUAGGUGUUUAUAAUGAAGAACUUCUGCAGGCUUCUGCCAACUCAAAGUAAGUUCUGACCGUCCAGUAGUAAUGUACAGUAAAAUUAAUAUCAUAAGAUUUCAUAACUUGACAACAGGUUUUUAGCUUAUAACUCUCAGCAUGCGUGAUUAAUUAGUGUCCUCUUGAUGGAUAAGAAACAGAUAAUAACUAAAACUGAACAUGUUUUUAAUCUUGUACAAGUUUCACUGAAGGUAUGUUGAAGAACAAAUACAUGGGUUUUCACUUUGGUAACAUUUUUGGUGAUCUAAAAAUUUUCAAACCAGUUUUAUUUUUGUCCCUUUUGUGUGGUAUAAACCGACCAUAUGGUAAUUAGAAUGCACCUGAGGUGAAAGGAAAAUUAAACCGUAGAAGACAUAAAAUCUAUAAACAUGCUUUUAGCUUUUUAUUCAUAUUUGAAAUGCUAAAACUAGUGAGGGAGAGUCCAAUAAUGUAUAGUACUUGAAGUUAAUAAGGUAUUGUGAUAUUGAUUUAUUUUAACAUUGUCAAGUGAUUUAGUGUUAUAAAAGGUGUUCAAUUACACCGACAAUAAAGUUUAUUCUUGAAUUAACAGUGAAUUGAAUAAGAUUUUAUUGUAUUAACUAAGUAAUAUGAAGUCUGUACUUAAAUUUUCCCUUCAGUUAAGGUUUAUUCUGACAUCUUCAUCCCUCGGUCAAAAUAUGCAGAGAAAUUAUUUUGCUUCCUGUAUGCUUGCUGAUGCUUGCAAAAAUUUAUCUUAAAAUUAAUUGUCUGCACUGCUAUCUAUCCUAUAUAAUAUUACUACACAACAUCAUUUUGAGGAGAUAUCUUUUUCCUUUUUUUGUUUGGAGACCUGUUACAAGUUAAUACUCUUUUGAUGUUGUUAAUGUACAUGUAUAGACUAGUAAAUAUAACGAAAUCCCAAAAAUCUGUUGUGCUUUCAAUUUGCAUUUCUGGAAAGGUCUCUGUUUUGCCCUUGACUGAAUACCACUGCCGUUAACAUGCAAAUGGAGUUACACUGAAUGCAUUUUAAAUCAUCAACUGAUGUGUAACUUCAGUUAGUUCAGUAGCAGAUACCAUCUAAUUUUAUUAUAUAUAAUUGUAUCUGAGUAUGUACAUGUAGUGGAUCAAUGUCUUUAUCUACAUGACUUUAACUUGAAUACGAGAGACUGUUAAGUUGCUAAUUUAAUAGGCAAAUACAAAACAAACAUAAUUUAUUCUUUGCACAAUAUUUUCAGUCAACCCAAGUCAAGCCUACUCCCCAAGAUUACAUUAAUGAAUUUAUUAUUCAAAAGUUGAAUCCGUUGGUAGUUGUAGAUUUCAGAUUCAUGUCUGCAUUCUUGCAUGCGUAAUGAGCCGUGAAUUCACACGCAAUUCAGUUACGAAAUUUCUACCAGCUAAGUUUCCCUGAAUGUGAUGUAAAUGUCUUCUAUGAAAUUUAACCCAUUUAAAGAUUUUCAAUCUGACCAAAUACAGAGAAGUUCUCGUAAAAUAUUCACUGCUCAGUACGCAUGCUUGAAUGCCGAUUUGAAUUUAACACUAGUUACCGGAACGACUAACGGAUUCAUUUUUCAAAUAAUAAAUUCAUUAAUAGAAUCUUAGCGGGUAUACUUGACCUGCCUUGACUGCAAGCAAAUUCAUAAAAAUUUACUACCACAGGGAGGCUGGAGGUGGUUGUGUAGUAGUGACUCCUUCUCGGGGAUUUGUCACUAUUUCAUCUGUCCUAUGUCCCUGUUUCAAGGCCAUGCCUCAGUACAAAUGUAGUGGUGUGGCAGUCAUCAUUUUUAUGUAUUUGAUGUUUUUUAGUGUUCCCAGAGUACGCAAACUACUGAAGGCAGGAGUUAACGUUAAUGCCAGUGAUGGUGCCACAAGUGAUAACAAAGCUCUUCACUGGGCUGUCAGUUAUGGAAAUGCUGACAUUGUCAAACUUCUCUGUGGUAGGUUUAUAUUUUAUAUCUUUCAGAACGUCUUCUCUCCAUGUCUAAAACUUGUUCUUGUUUAGGCUUGAGUUUAACUGUUUUCAGCUUAAAAAUUAAAAACUGUUCACAGAUGAAUGAUGUACUCCGCGAAAUUAACACAUCCAGAUGUCCCUUCAAUACUGCAGUAAUAGUAAUGAACUAACAUUAUUUACUGGUUAUCACAGGUCUUUUCUUUGAUUUGGUUCUGCAUUUUCAGAACAUGAAGCCAAGGUGAAUGUAACCAAUAAAGCUGGGGUAACACCAUUGCAUGAUGCUGUCACCAGAGGAGACCUAGAUAUCGUUAAAAUACUCUUGCAGUAUGGAGCUAAAUACGAUAUCAAGGCAACUGAAGGGUAUGUUGCAUAAUUACUUGUGUGCCCUGUGAAAUUCUCCCGUGUAAACCUGUGGAGAGAUCUUCAUCACUUUGCCAAAAACCUACAAUCAGACCCUUCUGUUCAGCACCAUGUGUACUGCUGGGUUAAAGUAGACUCGAAUCUCUGUGAAGUUAAGUCUGUGUGUAAUCCAUGUCUUAUAAUGGAUUAUCAAUAAAGACCAAGCUGUUUAUGUAUAUGAGGUCCAAAGAUGGAGGGUAUUCCUACCAAAAUACUGAGUCAAGGCAUCUUAAAACAAUGCCAUUUUGCAGAUGCCUUAUAUAUAUAACCACAAAGUACAUGUACAAGUAGCAUGUAAGAAAUUUAUCCUAUUGUUGCAGGAAAGAGCAUCUUCUGCCGCUCUGUUUAUUUUUCUGUUUGUUUGAUUUCUGUUUUUAUCUUUUAAGUGCACAGCAGCUCACCCAGGUCUGACUUUUCAAAUUUUUCUCUCUUGUCCACAUUAGAGCACACAAGGAUCAAACAGCAUUAGACUUAGUAAACUCUGAAGAAAUGAGGCAGCUGCUCACAUCACCUGUUAUAAAAGAAGCUGAGCCUGUCGCAAAUGGUGAUUCAACAAUCAAUGAUCAAACUACAGACUCAGGUAUAUCGUCUCAGUCACUCUUCAAAAGAUAGCAACUUCCUUGUAACAACUGUCCUCAAAACAACAAUGGAUUGUUUGAAGUAGUAUAUGGCACACUGUGAGCCUGUGAGCAAGCUCUCCGGGGUGCUGUACCGGCAGGGCAAUUUACCCCUGGUAGUCCAAGGAGAGCUUGCUCGCAGGCUACACCAAAUUGACAUUUUUUGUGGAUUUAAUUUAAACUCUUGUGUGGAAUAAAUCGACAUAAAUGUUGUCAGGGAAAGGUAUCUCAUUACGAUAACAUCAUGUUCAUGUUGUGCCUAGCAUAACCGGUUUGACAGGUUUUAAGUUAUAUUUGGAUUGAUUAUGUCAUUGUUUUUGAUUGGGGACUGAAAUAAGAAAGGUGUCUGUUGAUUAUGUGGUUUUCACAUGACUGUUUCAGGGAAGCGUAAAGCCAUUAAUGACAAAAAUUCACUGCAGAACCUGAACUUACAGUAGUGUGCUCUACAGACAUUACUUUUUUUGCGUUUUUCAUGGAAGCAAAGGGAAGUGUGACGAGGGCAUGGAGCGUGAGACGCAUUGCAUUACUGUAAGAGAUUGAUAAGCUGAUGUUUUAAGUGCUUGCCCUUUAUUGCUCUGAUGAAAGAGUAUUUCAAGUGUCAGCUUGUCUGUCUUUCUUAUAGUAGAAAAUUGGCUCAAGCAACUUAUUUGAAAAACAAACUAAGACAGUCUAAAUUUAUAUUUCACUCCACUAACGAUCAUCAUUUUUUUACAAUAGUUUUUCUUCAUAAACUAUGCAUUACCCAGUCACAGAUGUCAUCAGAAAAAUUUAAUACCUUUUUUACUUGCAUUUCUCAUCCUUUUAGUCCACUGUUGCCCCACAAAUAUAAUUAUAGACUUGAUGUGCAUCUGAUUUAAUUCUCGUUCUUUACAUCCGCUACGAGGCAAUCAAGCCAACAAUACUCAUGGCUUUCAGAGUGGCCGAACAUGUUGGUUCUAUGACAGAUGCUAACAGAAAAUCUCUCCCUUGAUUUCUACAACAGAAUCAGUUCCUUCUGAAACCAGCACUCCUUCAUCCACCGUACUCCGUAACACAACUCUUCCCUCCCCUCCCUUGUCCUUAUCAUCUCAGCUGCAGUUGCUAUCAGGAAUGUCCCCACCGGCAAACAGUGAAUCUCUGGAUUCAACAUUUCUUCAGUUGUGGCCAUAUCCUCAACAGAUCACACAGAUUAAGGGCACCAGAUUUUUUCCUACAGCGUCACUGCCAGUUGUGUUGUUCAGAGGACUGCAAACAGGUACAUUGUAUAUCGCAAUAUAUUGUGGGUAAAAUCAACAUCCCACUCGCAGCCCUCCUUUUGGAACCUCUCGUAGUCACCCACUUUGGAUCAAUUUAAGUUUCUGGGAAACUGUCCACCUACCCCUCCCUUAAGCCAUAAUUUUGCGCUAAGUGAGAAGUAAUUGUUAAUGUUAUCUUAGGGGAGGGGUAGGUGGGCAGUUUCCCAAAAACCUUGAUUGAUCCCCCACUUCCUUUGAAGGGGUUCCGUCAGACUAUUUGAUAUAUUUUUUAAAAAGAUAAAACUUUUCUUCGGGUAAAAUGAAUUCCAAAAAUAGUGGUUUAGGUUUGUUAUUCAAGACUAUAUUUAGGUACUGAAACUGUUUCCUGUCGUCUGGUGCAGAAGAUAGCAAGGAUGGACAUGGAUUGAAACUUGAAAAAGUUGAGCCUACUCGGAAAUACCCCAUAAGGCUUGGUUCUCUUAAGCGACCACCUUCCAUACGUGGCCACUUAAUCUUCGCAUUUUUGGUGCUCUUUUACGUUGAAGUUAUAGAAAGUUUGAUUUCAGUUUCUGUUCAAGUCAGUCUUGACGUUCAGCCCAGUCAAACUACUGCUCCUGUUAGCUCUGUUGCUGCCUCCUGCAAAAGCUUAUUUUUGUGAUUUUGUGGUUGUGCCUGAAAAGAAAAUAAUAACAUCCGUUAAAUGUAUAGUAACAUUCAUUUACUAGUUCUAUAAUUGUCCUUCUUGAAACCAGAUUAUUUCCAAGAAGCUUGUGAGAUGUGGAACACUUUAGAAGAAAGCUUUGAACAAGUUGGCCACACCCUAGAACUCACUGUUGUAGGAGAAGGUAACAUUAACUUAAAAGACUCCAAGAUUUCAUAAAAAAAUGUUGCAAUUCUCUGACUGCUCUUAAAGACUUGCAGUGAGUACAGAAACAACCCUAUGGAAACACCGCUUGGACAAAGAACUUAUGCUUUUAAUGUUACUAUUAGUUUUUUUUCCAUUUAAGUAAUUUUUCUUUGGUGAAGGAAUUUUCUGGUGGCUGAAUUUAAUUCUUUUUUCACUUGCUGUAUAGCGGUGUUCAUUUUUUCGGCUCAAGUUUCUACUCCUAGUAAUAUGCAAGUUGUUGAUAUCACUAAGUCAGGACUGCGUUUUCUUGUUUUUUCUUUACAGAUUUUGAGCGAGGAGGUAGUGUUGUGGGCAGUAUAGAAUGUCACAUUUGUCCAAACUCGUUUAGCCGAUCAGAGAGUUAUAGAAUCAGUAUUUCAACCGUGAAGGUAAACACUACACGCCUCUUUUACUGUCAAUGUGAAAAUUGUCCUAAAAAGGUGAAUGCGGGUUUGAUUCCUGGGGCCGGUCCAAUACUCUUAAAAUAACCGACUGAGAAAUGAAGGUACUUCUCAGACACCACUGGUAGCCAUUCCAAGCCGACCGCCGCAGCCUGACCUUUAUUUUAAACUCAAAAAAUGCAUACAUAUCAUAACCUUAGAAAGGUAGGACGACAACAAAACUACAAAGUUGCACCGUGCAUUUAACAGCAUACAAAACUGAAAUCUUAUAGUGGGUGGGUUGGAAGGUCAGUCAUGGCGGACGCAACAAAAGCAACUGCCCGCUCUUCAGUCACAUGACCUACACCCAGGCUCCCAGCGGUGUGUGAGAAAAACAUUUUCCACUUAAUUCGUUACUCUCAGCCAGUGGAAAAUUACCCCUCCUUUGCCCUGCAAAUGGCUAGAUCUUUGAGUGGCUCGGAUGAUUAGGUAAAAUGACGGUCUCGUCAAAAAUAGUAUCCUAUGCUAGUAUUUCCGAGCUUAACACAUUGACUAUCAAAUAAAGUACCUUUUUAGUAAGCUUCCCGUUUUCAUCGCCGCCAAAGACGGCACUCACCGUCCCUCCUUUUAACAGGCUGGCUACCUUGACGCAAGGUUGAUUCCCUCCUCCUCAUAGUCUCCCCUCUCCCCUUACCCCACCCUUGAGAUAAGCGAAAAUGCUUCGACGACGGCAGCCAGUACAAUGGACUGUUGUCUUUGAUUUUACUUUCUUUGAAAACAGCCUCCGUUGCAAAAGUUCAUUUGCGAAGUGAGAGUGAAUGCUGGAGCGAGACCAAAAGUACGCUCAUGGCUUACUUUGAAUUCUUUAUUUAUCGCGUUUUAAAAUUAAUAUAGAAAUUGGAAUUUGAUUUCGAAUUGGAAAUAAUCGACUGCCGAACCAACAAUAGGUUGAACUGUGCGCAAAUUACCAAGGCUAUUGACUAUUUUCGAAUCCCCCAUAAUACACUCUGUCUGCCCCCCAAAUUUUGCAUAACUUAUUGUCUUAAAAUGCUCUUGGGAAAAUGCAAUACUCCCAGGAGCAUUUAAAAACAAUGGUUUAUGCAGAAUUUGGGGGGCAAACAGAGUGUAUUAUGGGAAAUUCGAAAAUAGAGAAUGAAUGGACCCUUUAUUUGCUUUGAAAGAAAGUUGAAUGGUUCGUGUUUUGCAAAACCAAAUAAAAAAAUUAAGCAGUUAUAUUUUGUGGAACAUGACAGAUCGUUGGUUUGAUUAUUUUUUCUUUGUAUAAAACAGGUUGUUUUAACAGCUUGUGACUUAGCAGGCUUGUGGUAUGCUGUUAACACAUUACUACAGAUCGUAAGGCUAUUUCAUGGCACGGGAAUUCCGCAGGUCCAGGUAAGUUUUAUCAAAUGACCCUUAAAAUCAUCAUUCAUAUUAUGUGGGCAAGGCGCAUUGAAGCAAAUAGUGUAGAACUGACGGAAUAAAGGAGACAGAUUUAUUAUUCAUCUGUUUAUUCAUUUAUAAUUAAUUGUUAGGUCCUUUCAUUGUAUUAAAUUAUGACUGAGACGAAGGGGAUUGACUUGGUGUGUUCGUUUUUGUUUGUUUUUUAUUAAGUCUAUAUAAUGUUUCUGUUGUUUGAUUGUCGUUGGUUUUGGUCGGCAAAGCCCAUUAAUAGAUGUUUCCUCUUCCUUUUCAGAUAAGCGACUGGCCAGACUUGAAAUACAGAGGAGUGUUAUGGGAUGUGUCCACAGGGCGUGUUCCUACCUUGGUACGUCAACGGACCAAGUUUCGUAAUAUUUUCUACAUUAACGGGCAACGCAUGCUUGCAUUAAAAAUCUUCAUUCAUCCUCACUCGUAAAAUCAAAAAUCGGAUCUCUCAAACCAUUUUCGAAAUAGCAUCACGUUUAUCAAGACGCGUAAAUGCGUACACAGCUUCUUCCUCUAGAAAAUCCAAGAAAGAAAGAAUAAUAUACAAUAUUUUUAACGUUCUUUUUUUUUAUUUCUAAUAUACCACCUCAGGAGACAUUGUUUUCUAUGAUCGACAUUUUGUCCUCCAUGAAGAUCAACCAGCUACAGCUGUACAUGCAGAAUACCUUUGCAUUUUCCGGACACGAAACCGUGUGGAGAAACACAACACCCUACAGUCCUAGGUAUGAUAACAUUGGAAGUUUCGAGUCGAGAAAAUAGACAAAUUCAGCAAAACAGCGUAAUUUUAUUGAUUGCAAAACGUAAGCGCACGAAAUGGUCUGAAUUCAAGUUUAUACUGAGUCGUGGUUACAAACACGUCAGAAAAAAUUAAUUCUCACGCUGUUUAUCGUAGCCUGAGAAAAAAGCCGAUAUUUUGCAACGUCACCACUGGUUUCUCGCGGAACGAGCGCAGAAAUUCCAAACUGAUGACGUGUUACCAUCGAACUCUGGGUAAUGCUUCUGAUUGGUUGAUUGGUUUGUACGUGGGAAGGCUAUUUCCGAGUGGCACCAAGCCUCAGUUUCAAAGCGAGGCGAAGUGUGAAACUCAUUUUCACAAGAGAGGUUUUGCACAUAGCCUCGGUUUGAAAGAGAGAGAGUUUUUGGAAAUCGAAAGUGGCCUAUUGGUGUAAACAAAACAACAAAUCUGCACGUGGAGCACGCGUUUUUACACUUUUUACCGUCAUCGCUUGGUUGCGACGCGACUCGUUUCCUGGAGGACGUAAACACAAAACGACAGUUUCCUUUCUCUUUUUCUCAACUAGGACACGGUCGUCAAGAAUUUAAUUCGAGGAAAAUUCGCCAACAUUUUGAAACAGCACGAAGUCACAUUUCAGGUGGCGUUUUCGCUGGCGUCUUCGUCGUGGUUGCUUAAGCUGCCUAUUGUCUUCGUCCGGUGCGCGCGUUCGGGACCUGAGACAUUUAUUGCGUCAACUUAGCCGUAAUAUCAGAAGAUCCAAGAUCGUGCGCUCCCACUCCGCCCUUUUUUGGCGAGGUGGUGAAUGCAAGCGAUCUCGAAUCGUCUGAGAAUCAGUGGCGACAGCUUCAUGAGGUUUUCGUCAUAGUUUGAUUUUCACAGGAAUCAUUCACAGUGCAAUGCGUUACCUAUCCACUCGACGUUGCGUUAUCAAAGUAGUUCUGUCUGCGUGGGAGGUUACACACACCAGUGGUAUUAACCAGCAUUUUUUAUUUUUUUCAGCGACAUCAUGAAAAUAGACAGAUACUGUAAAAAGAGAUACAUUGAGCUGGUACCGCACAUUGAAAGUUUGUCUGGAUUCAGUCAGUGGUAAGAGAAGAUACUCGUGCAAGUAAUCACCGCUCAUUAUACUGCUGUGGGAAUGACUAUAAUCUGUUGAACGUCUGUGAUUAUUUGGGUGGGCAACAUUCAUGUAGGCAAUAAUUGGUGAAUGGUUGCCUUUGGAAACCAUCAACCAAUCAUUUAUUCAUUUACUUAGGCUCGCCAACUCUUGGCAGGGACACCGAAACAGCAUGCGGCACUGGCACCAAUUACUGCGGGUCCGUAACAGCGCCCCCCCCCCCCCCCCACAUGAGAAAUAGACCACCACACCAGGGAGUGCGUCACCUACUCUUUGCGAACAUGGUGUGGGUUCUUUUACGCCCGACAGAAUUUAUAUGUGCAAUAGUUGUGAGACCGGGCCUGCGGUUUUUCUUCGUUAUCCGAGAAGACUAACCGUUUACAAAAGUCUUUGCAAAGGAAGCACUUUCACCUCAGUAAUUUAAAGACCUUGAGUGUUGGUCCGUUCGGGGCUUGAACCAGCGACAUGUCGCUCGGCAGACCGUUGCUUAUCCAAUGGCCCUUAUGCAGGAUUACGUCAGACGAGCAAAUUUCAAUACCAAGCCUCGUUUGUAAGCGAAAUUCUUCGCUUUUGCACUCUUGGUGUUCUUGUUUUUCAACUCUACUCCCUUGGGAAUUCAUUUAUGCAAAACGUCGCGACUUUACAAUUUCAAAAUUGGGAGGCGGUUAUUAUAACUAACUUUUGUCCACAUUAACUAUCUCAGAAAUCGUGGCGUGUAAUGUUUCCACCCAUUCCCUCCAUUUUGAUUCCAGCCGCCCUUGAACUUUUGUUUUUACUCAAUGCUCCUGACCAAUAUUAAUGGGUACUUUUUUCUUCAGGUUAAAAUUCAAGUCAUACAAGCACUUAGCCGAAGAAGCUGUUGUAUACGACCCACAGGAAGAAAGGUACAAAGUAUACUGUUAAAACAAAAGGUUUCAUUGCAGAAGCAAUCUGCAAUUCACGGAAAGUGUUAUUGAAUUUAACCUACCCUGUUUGAAUAUUUCAUAAAUGAAAAUUCAGGAUACAUCAAUGUGGAAAAUUAUCAAGCGCCAAUUCAAGCGCCUGGCUUUUCCAGAAAUAUAAUGAUCGUGAUAUUGCGGAAUGAGUGCAAUACUUCGUUUUUCGUUACACGUCUGUUUUUUGUCACAAGUUGCUGCUAAUGUUUCUUUUAAAAAGUGAAACAAGUCCAGACGCAACGUAAUUAUUUAUAGUGGAUUCAUCUUCCCAUGUGCUUUCAACUAAAUUUCCAGGAAAAUACUCUUUUAGCCCUGUUAAUUCCUGUUUAUCUUGUAUGUUCAACAGACAGCCAUCCUGUCUCUGUCCAUCAGACGAUGAAAGCAUCAAACUAGUCCAAGAUCUCCAUUCAAAAGCCUUCCCUUGCUUUUCAUCGGCAAGGUAAGCAUGUGGAAUCUGGAUGUCUGUUUUGUGCCGAAAAAGUCAGAGAACAAAGCUCAUAUAAUUGUAUCGUUACGUUUUUUCCAGGUUCGUUCAUGUUGGUUUAGACUUGGCGCCGGAAUUUGGUAAAGGGAAGUCACAUUCUGUAACAGAGGUACUUUAGCUGAGUUUUGGUUUUUGGUUUCUUUGAAUGUGAGUCAUUACGGAGUUUAAGAGCCAUUUUCUGAGAAAAUCGAGAAUCGCAAGACACUCGUCAAAAAAUCGAAUUUUUUUUUAUUUUGCCAAAACAUCCCUUUUAGUGACCUUAUUUAAGGAAAAAUAGUUUUGGGUCCAAACGAUUCAUUUUAAAGGAGAAAUUAAAAAAAAGUUUGAAAAAUCGAUUUUAUUCCUGUUUUUCGAACAAAACAAGGCAGGAUGCAAUGGCAACUUCGAGAGAAGGGUGAACGCGUAAGAAACAUUCCCUGACACUGAAACUUCACCGAAUUAUUAUUUUGUUCUUACUCUUGAAAACCUUAAAAGAAAAUUUGAAAAACAAUGUCUUAUAUUUUUAUAAUCGACAAGUCUAAAGAGGUCAUAUUUGUGACGUUAGACAUGCUAGAAAACGAAGGCCAACUUUGACUAUUAAAAAAGGCCUCUGGUAUAUGCCGCUUGAUCAUAAAAUCAAUAUAAAAUGGAACCUUGGCUUUUGUACUAACUUACUGGAAAGUUUUAGCUCUGGAAAUCAAAUACCAUCCUGACACCAAAGCAAGCGGUGAGAGCAAUUGAAUUGGGAAAUUUAUGCAAAUUAGACGGCUUGCGGACGGUUGUCAAACUAAAAAGAAAGGUUUUACAUGAAAGGAUUACUCACCAUUGCUUGUAACACGUUUUUACGGCAGGGAAAGUUAUUUCCAACUUCUGUUGCGUCGGUUUGAGUCACAAAAUCCAUAAUUUUAAGCCAAAAGGUCCAAAAGACAAACGUACAUUUGCUCAGCGACUGCGCCAGAAUCCGGCCGUGAAUCGAAAUAGAGUCACAACACGUCACUGCGGUCCUUUGGAAGCAAGAGUUGCAAGAGUUUUUACUUCAGUCAGGAGGCCAAAAGAUUGAAAAUUCAUCGCAAACUAAUGACGUCGAUUUUGAAAACCUUUCAUCACUUCAAUCGUUCGUCGGCUGAUAAUAAACAUCGCACAAGAUCGUAUGACCUUUGGCGUGUGACCGGAAAUCGGUCACACGCUUAAGUCACGUUAGCAUACUGUCACGAAUUUUAAUACGAUUUUUCACGUUUGCUUUCGACAAAAAAUAGACUCAUCGAAAUAAAAUCAGGCCUGCUUUAUUUGUUUGUUUGUUUUUUAAUUUCUUUUAUAGACUGCAGAACUUGUUCCCCAUGCAUCGCGCGUGUCUCGCACCCCCAGUCCGCUUCGCAGUGCUAGCAUGAAAAGCGCAAAAAACUGAAAUUGACUCCUGUUCUGCAGUUGAUUUCUUUUAUAGACACCUUCUAGGCAUUGACAGGCUGUGAAAAAAGUGUAUUUUUUUAAUCAUUAUUUUUUGAAGCGCUACAUCAUUUUCCUAUAAAUUUCAAACGUGACUGCUAAAAGACUGUUUGGAACCCAUGGAUGGAGAAAAGCUGUGCCGGAGAGAAGGUCAACCUCCCAGCCGAGCCAACUUUUGCGAGCGUUUGUAUGAGGAAAAAACUGACCACUUUGUCCGAGUCAACAGUGCUUGCGCAUGCUGUCUUUGUCUAGCCUUGACCGUGUCGUCCCAGCUAGCUGGGCGAGCCAAAGUGAAGAAAUAUUAGCCGGGCUAGAAGGGUGAGACCACCACUACCGGCUCAGUGGAGGGCUGACUUCCGGAAGCCCUCAACCCCGCCCACUACUGGUAGUAAGGCGUCUAUCCAAACCAACCUUUUGUUUCUCAUGUAAAUGGUUUACCAAGUUUUGUAAGGAAAUGGAGGAAAAGUUGGCUCACCCAGGGUAGCUUGGGAGGUGAAUAAACACCAGAUAACCCCAAUAAUAAGCACAAACUUUGAUUGUCAGUUAGAUGUCCACUAUUUAAGUAAGCGACCUGGCAUGUGAUUGUCGCAUCCAUGCCCCCUUCCAGAUCCCCUUUAUUAUCGGUAAACCUCUGAUAGGUCAAAGUAAUACAGUCGUACCUCCAGUAAGCGACCACCAAAAAUGCAAAGACUUAAUGGUCUCUAACGGGAGGUGGCCGUUUAGAAGAAUCUGACCACAUGGGGUCUAUUCCGAGAAGAGGUCCGGGCACAUUCUAUUAAAUGGCGGUGUAACAAAUUCCUGGCAAAAUAUUAUCUUUUACCUCUUUUGAAGAAUACAGCUUUUAAAUCAUGCUCAAUUUAAAGAGGGAUUCAGGUGAGUGAGAUAUAGAAUAGUCUAGAAUCACAACAGAAUCUUCACUUUGUUGGCUACAUCUACUAAGUAAGGAUAUGUGUAGUUCCACGAUGUCACUAAAGGUCUUCAUAUUUUCCAAGGAACAUAGUGCACACAGCAAAAAUAGAGAGCAGAGAAUGCGUCAACUGAUCGCUUAUGGAAAACAAUUAACCGUGACGCCCAAAACGUGGUCGCAGUCACUUACAGAAGGUCGUUUACUGGAGGUUAAUCCAAAUAUAAGGCUUUGAAUGGGAAAAUUUGGUCUUUUGGAUUGGCGGUCGCACAUGGAGGUUCGACUGUGUUAGGUCUAUUAGAGUAUGAGCCACCAUCACCUCACUGUGAGUGACGAGAGCCAGGAACGUAUAGUAUACACUCCCUUAGGAUGCACAGAAUCGUUGUUUUGAGGUCCUGUUUAGCGAAAUGGAUCAUUCAAGGGAGGUGCUGAAGUCCCAUAGUGAAAUUUAUAAGGUUUAUGGGUUUUUAGUGCAAGGCGAAACACAAUACUUAGGGCCCUGUUGUUCAAACGUUGAACAACAGGAAAUCACUAUCAAGCGAAUAAGAUGAAGCAAUUGCGUUACUUAUUGGAUAUAGAUUUAUCCAGGGGAAAACGUUAGUUCCGGGGGCGUUAGUCAACUUUUCGAACAUACAGCCCCUAAGUCAGUCUCCUCUCGCUGUAUGACAUUUGCAGACUGCAGACUGCACACUGCAGACCGCAGACUGCAGACUGCAGACUGCAGACUGCAGACUGCAGACUGCAGACUGCAGACUGCAGACUGCAGACUGCAGACCGCAGACCGCAGACCGCAGACUGCAGACUGCAGACCGCACACUGCAUGAGGCAGCAAGACUGUUAAUGAAACCAAAAAUAUUGUAAUAAAGGUGGCGUCAUCAUCAACAUUACCUUGUUCCGAGAAGUAAAGCCUAGAAGCAAAGUUUAUAUUUUUUAUGUAAAUUACACAGAUGUCAUUCCUAAAGGAGCUGUUGGCUGUUCUUUUUCUUUGAAUUAAAGCAGAAUAAUGUCUGCCGAUGUCACAAACUUGCUCAUGAUUCCAUAGCAACCGUCUAGCAAUUUAGCCUACACCACAGACGAAAUUAAACUACGGUUAUAUAAGUCUGUCUGAGAAACAGCGCCGGAAUCCUUAUUCUACGGGGUCCUCACCUGUGUACUUGAACUUGAGUAUGAGCAGUUAUUUUCCUAUUUAGAAAUUCAAAAUGCAGUUCUUGUAAUUCGUCGAGUCCAGGUAGGAUCUGUUCAUUUUAGAUUAUUUAGCAUAUCCCUGAAUACUGCUAAGAUGAAAUACGUCAUUUAAAAGGUGUUAAAAGUCCUUGAUCUAUCCUAGUUGUUUUUGUCGACGUAACUGUAGUGAGCACGAAGACUACUAUUUAGACAGGCAUUAGUGGGCAUUGCUACUUCUCAUUAUCAAUUCACAAUAAUCAAAGAAGAAUAAAGAAUCAACGCAACUAGUGAUAUGCCGGGUGAGUUGAGAAAGGGUCGAAGAAGAAUAGCCAGCAGCAUCUUGGGAAAGAGUCCAUUGUAACUUUGCGCAAAAAUAUCGACCAGGCUACUUUCUCACUUUCACACGAGGUUAUAUUUUUGAUGACGUCACCUAGCUUUAUUAGGAACAUUUUUGGUGUCAUUUAAUUUACAGUCUGCAAUCUGUGAUCUGCAGUCUGCAGCCUGCAGUCUGCGGUCUGCGGUCUGCGGUCUGCAGUCUGCGGUCUGCGGUCUGCAGUCUGCAAUCUGCAAAUGUCAUACACCGCUCUCCUCCGAAGACUUACCCUGGGCGACCUGGAUAGGGGAAUAUAGUACUCGACCUUCCUUGCAUCAUCGCGAGAGCCUAUAGCCUUCACUUUCUUUUGGCUCGUCCUAUAAUCCUACCCAACGUUCGUGGGACAGGAAAGUCUGCGUGCGAGGCUUGGGAAUCUAGGGAGACUAUGGUAGCAUGGUGCAAAUAGCCGGGAUGAGCUACUUUGUCCACACGAACCAAGAGGAUUGUGUCUGCUAGAAGAAAUCAGAUGUAGCUUUCUGUGAUAAGUAAUAUUCCAACAGUAUAGGAUCAUAGUUUGAAGCCAUUUCACAAUCACUAGUUUCCGCGCACCUCUACCGGCGAGUUGUGGACAAAAAGCAGCUGAUAGCUGUAUACGAACCUUUUUUCCACAAAAUGGUUUCUGUGUUUUCGUAUUCGACAGUGUCAUGUCUUGAUUUUUUUUUAAUCUUAAUCGAGGUCUUUUUUAUUAUGUACUGUCCAUCUGACUGACUGUUUCUUUGUGUUUUUUUUUUUUCUGGUAAUAACAGGUUUCAUAAUUUGGUCGCGGUUGCGGUUAUAGGCUCCUGAUCGUGAGCAAAUAGCGAAAAUCAAAGUAAACUAUAGCGUUGAAUCCGUUGGCCACGGAGAAUUGGUAUUAUUCUGCAAGUUCUUUACUACAGCAAGAGAGUAUACUCCCUUGACUAUGGGACAUUGGGCCGGGGGAACUUAGUAUUUUGACCCGGCAUAGGGGAGGAGGGGAGGGGGAGGGGGUACCCGUGCCAGAUUCCAAGUCACGGGGAUGAUCGAAGUAUGUUUUUUUCUUGUUUUGAAAAUAUUUUGAACAAAUUUUUUUUUAGCUGUGGCUUUACUUAAGUUUUCAAAUAUUCGUUCUUUUUUGGUCUUGAUUUUCGCUUCCACGGGUCACUCACGACACUUGGAAUCCGAGGUACCCGUCCUGUUUAGUACUUCGAAGGCAAAAAAGCUGUUUCAAAGCCUAGUAGGUAAAUAAAAGAAAAAAAGAUAUGCAUGGCUGUUUCUACUGCGAUGAGGGGAGUUCUUGUCAAAAAAUGUGAAAACUGUAUUAAAAUUGCUGACAACAGCUACGAAAAUUUCGUGACAGCAUGCUGACGUGACUAAAGCGUGUGACCAAUUUCCGGUCACCGGCCAAAGGUCAUACGAUCUUGUGCGAUGUUGUUAUCAGCCGACGAACGAUUGAAGUGAUGAAAGGUUUUCAAAAUCGAAGUCAUUAGUUUGCGAUGAAUUUUUAUUCCUUUUGCCUCCUGACUGAAGUAAAAACUCUUGUAACUCUUGCUUCGACGUGUUGGGACUUUCGAUUCACGGCCGGAUUCGGACGCAGUUGCUGAGCAAACGUACGUUUGUCUUUUGGCUAAAAAUUAUUUAUUUUGUGACUCAAAACGACGCAAAAGAAGUUGGAAAUAACUUUCCUUGCCGUAAAAACGUGUUACAAGCAAUGGUGAGUAAUCCUUUCAUGUAAAACCUUUCUUUUUAGUUUGACAACCGUCCGCAAGCCGUCUAAUUUGCAUAAAUUUCCCAAUUCAAUUGCUCUCACCGCUUGCUUUGGUGUCAGGAUGAUAUUUGAUUUCCAGAGCUAAAACUUUCCAGUAAGUUAGUACAAAAGCCAAGGUUCCAUUUUAUAUUGAUUUUAUGAUCAAGCGGCAUAUACCAGAGGCCUUUUUUAAUAGUCAAAGUUGGCCUUCAUUUUCUAGCACGUCUAACGUCACAAAUAUGACCUCUUUACACUUGUCGAUUAUAAAAAUGUAAAGCAUUGUUUAUCAAAUUUUCUUUUAGGAUUUUCAAGAGUAAGAACAAAAUAAUAAUUCGGUGAAGUUUCAAUGUCAGGGAAUGUUUCUUACGCGUUCACCCUUCUCUCGAAGUUGCCAUUGCAUCCUGCCGUGUUUUGUGCGAAAAACGAGCAUAAAAUCGAUUUUUCAAACUUUUCCUAAUUUCUCCUUUAAAAUGAAUCGUUUGAACCCAAAACUAUUUUUCCUUAAAUAAGGUCACUAAAAGGGAUGUUUUGGCAAAAUAAAAAAAAAUUCGAUUUUUUGACGAGUGUCGUGCGAUUCUCGAUUGUCUCAGAUAAUGGCUCUUAAGCAGCAAGGUUUUUGAGCGGUAAAUGUUAACCGGAAGUGGCCUUUUUGCACUCUUGAGCCGUGAUUUUGGACAAGUUUUUGGGCAAAUCGUCUUCCAUAAGAGUAAAGACACUUAGCAGUACAAAUUUGGUAGCGGCAAGAUAUAUUGAAAGCGAAAAACGCUCACUUGACGUGCGUGGUUUUAGAACGUCACUGCUUUAACACUCUAUUGUUAUGGAUUGACAAACCCAUUGUUAUUUAGUGAGGGUAUAAACCUUAAAACUGGAAACUUGCCUCAAGUUAAGGUCGUGCUGUUAUCCACUCGCAGAUGGCGGCAGAUGUAGUGUACCUUUUUGUCAACGUCUUCCGCAAACUGUAUCGAGUUUCGUUGACCUGCGACUCCGUUUUGCGAGGAUGUAAAGAUCAAGCUGCGCUUUAGGAAUAUUGGGAGUAAAAUCCCAGGCCCCGUCCAAACGAAUCCUUUUUGUCUUGAAACGGUCUUUUUUUGCACGUAUCAUUUUCGAAUCCUGUCCACGCGUAUCCCUUCCUGUUUAAAACUGGGCAUUCUUAUACGGAUUGGCCUUGAAUCGAUCUAUUCUUAUCCCGCGUGACGUUAGAUUCGGUAAUGUCAUCGCUUGCCGUUCCUGUGAGUCUCUUCGGACCUGUGUUGACGUAAGGUCAGUCGGCAAAAAAAAGGGAAAAAAAUCACUGAGUUUUGAAAAAAAAAAACGGGUACUUGUGGACGGGGCCUGAGAUUCUAGGGUACCAAAUUGAACGGUUUCCCGACGGACUAGCCUUCAAAUACAGCUGAAACGGGAACGUGCCCAGUGACGGGGAGUGAUAGGAGGCGACCGAAGGACCAGUAAACAAGUGAUUAGGUUUUGUACAUCUUACAUGACAACAAGGUAGCCGUGUAACGUUAUGGGUUUUGCAACGUGCUCUAAUCAGCGGCAUUUGGCGGGAAGCAGUUUCAGACGUCAUCUAACCUCCAAGGAACUAUUCCUCUGCGGAAAAUCCUCCCUCUGGGGGAAAUUUCUGCCAUAUAACAAUAAUACUUUUAUAACUGCUGCUGUUUCAGGAGAAAGGAACAGACGAGGUGUACAUGAGCUAUCUUAAAUCCGUACACCAGUCUUGUUGUAGGCGUGGACGAACACUACAGUUCUGGGCCAAUGCCCUUCACGAGGACCCUGAACAGUUGUGGAAUCUCCCCCCUGGCGUCAUAGCCAUGGAAUAUGGACAUACGGUACACUAGCCACGGUUAAUUAAACUCGUAUUCUGAGGUUGUAGUCGCGGGUGAUUUUCAGCGAUUUUUAACGGCAUUUCCUACCAUACUUUCAGGUUAGUCACGAUUUCCUCAAGUUCUGCAAACCAUUGGUCGAUGCUGGGUAAGUAUAAUGCAAGUUUUAUUAAUCUGGGUUUAUCAAGAAAAAUGUCGUGUAAUACAUGCCCAAAGAUUCAAGCGACUUUUAUAAGUUUAAGCCCUUUCCAUGUGUUCCCCCUUACAGUACCAAGAUAAUUUAAACUAUGAAGAUGUGACCAUCGCAGUUUUAAUCGCGAUUUAAGCAAUUGUAAAUUAAGCCCCCCAAAAAUGGAGGGCUUCGAAAGAAUUCGAAUUCAUGGCCUCUGCUUUAGCGCUUCAGUGUUCUACCAACUAAGCUAUCAAGACCCAUACAUUGAGAGCAGGCUCAAUUUAUUGACAUCAUCUUAACCUUUGAAAGGAGUGAAACAUGGAAUAAAGGUAAUGUAAACUUCAGGCUUAAUUUGAAAUUGAUUUAAUUACGAUCACAUCUGUGUUGGCCGUAUCUUUAUUUAGAUUUAUUUCAACUUUGUUUAUGCGAUUCAACUUUCAUUUUUACGUCGAGAGUUCCAUGGUAGCUUGUGAACAAGCCCUCUCAUGAGUCGUCCCAAGAGAGCUUGCUGACACCCUCAAUUUCAGUCCCAGUGUCGAGUGAAUUUGUUCAGAGGCAAUUCAUACUUAAGGUCACUUGGCCUCACCAGCGGGGUGAUUCCUGCUUUUUAUAUGGUUCCUGAUACAAAUACAGUAGAACCCCGGUAACUCUACCUCUGAAGGGAAACGAAAAACAGUUCGCGUCAGCGGAGAGUUCGAGUUAUUGGGGUAAAUGUCAGUGAAAUAUUGAUCAAGGGAAAGGAAAUUUAGUUGUAGUUAGCGAGAAAUUCGAGUUGUCCGAGUUCGAGUUUUCGAGGUUCCACUAUAUAACGAAUGAAUUUUAUAAACCUUACUUACCUGUCCAAUACUAAGAGAGGAACUUGAUUUCAUUUUCGAUCUCCAUGAGUCACCAAUUUCUCACUGAAUAUUUCUUCAUAUCUUGCAGUGUCAGCUUCUUUGUUUGUCCCGGGACUGGUUCAUGGAACAGGUAAUAUGAGAGCUUUAUUUGGAAUUAGAGCGCUAGGUAAUGGCCUAGUUCACCAAAGAGCGACCGAACAGUUGUUUCUGGGUUGUCGUGGCUUUCAAUCUCGUCAGUGGAUUUAAGGAACAUGGCCUGUUUGCUUCUCUUUGCAGUGCUUGUGGAAACUCAGUGGACAGUUUUACAGUGAUACACAAUGCGGUGCAAACGGCUGUUGCCUGCAAUGCUCUUGGUGUCCUCAUCUGUGAUUGGUCUUUACCUGGUCACGUGAAUCCUCUUAGCGUUAGUAUCCCGGCAUUGCUUGCGGGUGCCGGGCUAGCUUGGAAAUCAAGUGCGGAGUUGGUGAGUCGUAAUCUGAUUUGCAUUCUACUUUUUUUUUGUUUGUUAAUUUUUUCUUUAUUUUUUGCACAAGCACUACUACAUCUAUACCAAUAAAAUACUACUACUACAAGUACACAAAAUACACUUCCUACUAUACAUAAAUAAUGGCUGACACAAAGACUCUUUAGGUACAAUUACUACUAUAAAAUAGGAUACGAGUUUUUUUGCAUUUUAAUUCUCACUACCACGGCAGAAUAGCUGAAACUUUUCCCAUUUCAUUUUUGGCUAGGGUCUGCAAGGUUGAUUCGCUAAAAAGAUUUGUUGAAUGUUAAGUCGCCCAGUGUAGUGCUAGGGAUCUAGUAGGUCAAGUAGAUCCUCGAUAUAACGAACCGCUAUAUAACGAGGUCCUCUAUAUAACGAACGGCAUUCUCAGCCCCAGUGAAAGUAAAAUAUAUGGAAAGGAACCUCGAUAUAACGAAACCUCGAUUUAGCGAACGUAUUUGGCCAGUCCCUUGGCCCUUAAAUCUAGGUUCCACUGUGGAAUACGAGCCUUCUAUGGACAACUCUUGCCUUGCAGACCCCUCGCUACUGAGGGGAACCGAUUAUACGGACAGCAGUUAAUUCCACGACAAACUACAGACGUCUGACUGAAACUAACUUCCCUUAGGUCCCAACAGCACAAUUUCAUUUUUUUAACACUCGUUAUGAGGGCCUUGCUAACAGAGGUGUUUUUCUGUCGCAGUUUUAAGCAUGUACGAAGUCGCACCUCUGACAUUCACGUAGCUGGCUUUUUUAUUUCCAACCAGGCGAAUGAUAGUACAUGGCGCGAACGACUAUGUAAAUGUCAAAAACCAUGCUAGCAGGGUAGUUAUAACGAAAACCAUUAGGAAUGUUUCAAUAUUCAGCCGAACCAGUAAAUGCGAACUGCACCUCUAAUUGAAGAUCCCCAUUAUCUUACAUGGUCUAGCUUGAUGUUCUGUGUAUAUUCAGAGUCAAAAUAUAAAGUUUGAAGUAAAUAAUUAUAUUGUUUUGUUUCAGUCAAAAGUGCGCUCCUCUCUUGCCGAUGUUUUAAGUCGUCACGUGUUCAUGGACGCAUCCGGGUCAUUUGGCCGUGCACUCAUUGACCUGGGCUCGACUCACUCAGUGGUGCUUCAGGACGAAGCCGUGCAAGCAGGUGUCACCUCAGACAGCAGCAGGGUACACCCAGUCGCGCAUGCUCCGGGAGGCACGCUGCUGUGGCACAUUUUGGAGAGUAAAGGUUCAUCUGAACUAGAAAAUGUAACGUCUAGCAGUUUACAGGUACGUGGAUUGGUGCAAUCAACGUUUGAAAAGAAUAGACCAAUGUACCAUUUCCAGGUUCUAAAAACUCUCACAUUCAAAACGAGGAUAAGUGCAAGACCUUUCUCGUGAAAAUGACUUUUAUUUGCUUGAGAAUGAAAAAAUGAUUUUCAUAUCAAUACCUUCGCACUUAACCUCACUUUAAAAUAAAGUCUUGGGGCAUCUUAGAAAUGGCAUAUUUCGAUGAUAUGAUGAUUAAGAUUCGAGGCUUCCGAAAGUAAAGCAAAAGAAAUUUACUAUUCAUCUCUGUACUUGAAAGUGAUUCCUUUGCCUUUUAUUCCUUUAAGUCUAGGAGCCAAGUAAGAAUUUUUUAUGUAUAUCAAAUAUCGAAAGGGGCUAAAAUUAAUGGAAUCCCUCAGGGGGAGGUCGGACAUCUCAUGACGCCUACACAAUGUAGCGUAAGCUUGCGGUGAUUGGUGUUGGGUAAGAAAGUUGAGGAUGUUUCCUGCAGCAGUGCAUAGUCGUCAUAAGGUAUCCGACCUCAGUAGUCGCGACUACUUUGAAAUGCUAGCUAUUUGAAGUGGGUUAUUUCUAAAGAGUGGAUUGGGAUACUUAGGGAGAGGUUAGAUCCUAAAGGAAAUAUGGUUUGUAGUGAUUUUCGAACUUUCGCGUGCUCCUUGUAAUUUAACUUGCACACCUAAUGUGAAAGAAAUUACGCGAAAUUUAAUCAGUUGACGUGUAGCUUUGGUUUUAGAAGCGGAAAUUAAAAUCUGGAGGUUUUCUUAUUCACCUGUUUUCUGUAAGAGUUUUUAAAAGUUACCGAAAAAAAUGAUAUGGGGUUGUUCUUUGAAGUACGCUCUGACCAUGAAUGCCAAAUAAUCUGGUGAACAACACCACCGUAACCGCAGUAGGGAUGGGAACUGGAAAAGUGCACGGAAAAAUGUCCAGUAAUGCUAACGACAAAUAGUCUCCCACGAAACUGUUCUUUGCCUCGUCACUAGACUGCUCGCAGUCCACCUUUUCUCUUAAAAUCCGUCUAGUUCUUAUCUCAGUCAGCGCGAUUACAAACCACGACGUUACAGUAAGGGAUUGGGAUUCCUAACUAGGAUCAUGAUCGGACUAAGAUUUGACAAUAUAGAAGAUGUAGCCAGAACAUCUUCAGUGCUGCACUGCGGCACGCGGCUUCGCUCCUCGCGUGCUUGGGGUUUUGCGUCACUAAAUUGAAAAAGAAAGAAUAUAAGGGACUGCUCGCAGUCUAUCUCGUCACAAGCGUUGUGUAGGAGGCUACGAAAGACUUUUUUAUGAAUGAUUUAACCCUUUGAUACCCGUGAGUGAGCAAUGUCAAUUUUCUCUCAACAACACUAAACAUCAUCAAGAGAUAAGGUUACACGGGAAAUUAAUGAAUGAUCACUAAAAGGAAAAUGCUUCGAUCUUUUAUCAAAUUCUCUUAACUAGUUAUUUAAGGGAUUGUGUGGAGAUCAGCAUGGAGAAUUUGUAUGUGAAUAUUGGCGCUUAAAAUGUUAUGAAAUCCACGCAAGUGUUCUAACUUUGUUGCUUUAUUUUGGACGUUAGAGGGCCUUGCGCCAAAUUCGCCAGUGCCACAAGUCCUUCAUAGCUGCUGAACUCAAGUGCAAACAGAAAGCGGAUAUUGUCAAGGAACUCGUCGUAUUGGUGGAUAUCUUACUGUUUGUGACCAGGUUACUUAUAGUUCAAUACUUUCUGAUUUAUUUUGGUUAAUUGAACAAAGAAGGAAAAAGAUCAGGGCCGAGUUGUUCAAAGCUGGGUUAAGAUAACCCAGGGUUAGCGCGAGAGUUUGAAUUCAGAUAUGAAAGCUUAAAAGGCAUUUCAGUUCUUUUUGUCUACAAGUUGAUGAUUGGGAGCUCUAAAAAUAGCACAGAAAGCCAUCCGAGAAAAUGCUUUUGAACACAAGAAAAAGAAACCCAGGUUAAAUUUAACCCCGGGUUAAGCGCUAAUCGGCCUUCGAACAACUGGGCCCAGGGGUGCAUUUUUAGAAAUUCUAAUUGAAAAUUGAGAACUUCGUUCUGAUUUACACUUCCCUUGGUUUCAGUCAGGCGCUACGCAUAUUCGCGCCUAUUUAAGAUUUUCACUCGAUUCAGAAGUAACGAAAAUGGUAGCUGUUUACUAUUAACGUGGGCUAACCGCUCGGUUCACGGUUAAGGCAAAUGGUAAACGAAAUUCAAAAUUGGAAAAUUCCGCUCGGGAAACGCUUUAACUAUUUGCACAAAACAGUGCCCUUAGUUACCGAAAAAUGGCCACAAAAGGCCGAGUUUUUGGAACUUUCCGACUGGGGAAACAGGACUUCCUUUUUAGACGUUCCGUUUGUUAAUUUCCAUGUGAACAAUCCGAAAAGUUGUGUUCCAUUUACGUUUGUAAAUUAGCUGUCAAUUCUGUAGGGAGUGGAUAAAUCGCAAACCAUGAUGCCUUUAGGCAACCCAAACGACUGUCAAAUGGUUAGCACCACAGAGAUACCUUGAAAAGAACAGACGUGGGUCAAGGCGCGAAAAAUCACGGGAACGCUUGCCUUGUAGCCGGUCCUUUUGCAGUCGUGCCAUGACCUGAAACUUAUUAGAAACCUGAAUCUGCAUUAUUCAAACUGCUCCACAAACAGGUCAUUUUGUUGCAGAAUAUCAGCUAACUGGACUCUGUUAUUGUCGCAGGAUUUGCCGGCUGCUCCUCUUGAACCGCAAACAGUCGAGUACUACUUCGUCCCUUGAAGAUUUACCUGUUAUCAAUAAGACCGACUUAGCUAACAAGUAGGUGUUUAUUCCUACGUUAUUUUCUUUAUCUCUGUGCUUUGUUUGUUGGUUUGUUUGUUUUGGGAUGCUUAGAAUUUUGCAUCCCUUGUUUAAAUAGAGACCUUAAGCUACACCGUGUACUGGUGCGGGUAAAUUACCCGUACGCGUAGCCGUAAAUACGGGUAGAUGGUCUCUUAUCUACGGGAAACGGGUAGGCUUCCGGGUGGAACGAUAACGCUGUUAUCUGAUUGGUCGCCAUCUAUAAAACUACGCGGCAAAAUGGCCGCCUACCCGUACCUGUAGGGAGAAACAGUGCAUCUUAAGGUCACUUAUGUCCCGUUGCCUAAUUUGGCUUCCCCUGGGGAAGGAAGCUUUUGCGAAGCCUUGAAGAGGGUGUUAUUGCGUUAAUGCGUUUCCCGUGGCGUUUGUAGCUUAGUUAUUUUGCCGUUUUUCAGGUUGUUAGCACUUGUGGAAGUGUACCAGAAGGCAUACCUUUUGCGUAACAAGCAAGGUGGAUUGUUUAGCGCUGUACAGCUGCUGCGAAAUUUCCUUCAACAUCUGCUUCCCGAAAAUGAAAAAUGACCGCGAAUAUCUCUGCUCAAUUCGAAAUUUAAAUUUAGUGAAAUGCCCUAAUUUCUCGUCGCGGUAUAACCGAGAUUCUGUGACCUUGUUCUCAUAGAGCCCUUCCAACUUUUCCUCAGGUAAAUCAUUUUGUCAGGUCCUAUUGUAAUGGCCGUUUUCACAAGAGAGACUGAUUAUCCGUCUGAGACGG
Messenger RNA from Porites lobata, 27570 nucleotides. The record is from the annotation of a GenBank genome assembly. Lineage: Eukaryota; Metazoa; Cnidaria; Anthozoa; Scleractinia; Poritidae.